Messenger RNA from Drosophila innubila, 1363 nucleotides. RefSeq names its product ferritin subunit (gene Fer1HCH). Gene Ontology annotation, molecular function: ferric iron binding; ferrous iron binding. The coding region runs from base 431 to 1069 and encodes 212 amino acids. Lineage: Eukaryota; Metazoa; Arthropoda; Insecta; Diptera; Drosophilidae. The record is from RefSeq and is a predicted model, not a curated record. The transcript is spliced from 3 exons. Gene Ontology annotation, biological process: iron ion transport; intracellular iron ion homeostasis. Gene Ontology annotation, cellular component: cytoplasm.
ACCGACAGUUUGCAUUCACAUAGCGAAGGCGCGUAAAGCAGAAGAAUAAAGAAACAUUCAACGCACAUACAAACGUGAAAAGAUAUUCCCUGUCAUAGCAUAGGAAUCUGAAUUAUAAGGUACCGGAAGAAUCGAAUCGGGGCAUAAUUGAAAAGCCCAAUUGAAAGAAAGAGCAAGCUCCGCCUUCUAUGCCAGUGUGUGUAAAGGCAGCUUUGACCGACCGACCAACCGACCGACAACUGGUGACUCGAAACUUCUAUUUAACAUUGGCAAUCUAACCAAAACGGUUCAUUUUCAUUUGUGCACUUAGGCAACAAACAACAAACAUUCAGCAAACAGCAUUAAAUUCAUUGAAUUAUUAAUUAAAAGUGAUAAAUCUGUUCUGUGAUUUUGUGUAAAGACAUCAACAACAACAACCCGAAGAACAAAAAUGAUGAAAUUAUCUGCGAGUAUUUGUUUGCUGGUCGUUCUGGCUGUGGCUAACCAGGCUCAGGCUGACAGUCUUAAAUGCAACAUCAAGUCGAAUGCGGUCUUCAAGGGAUGGCCCGACAUGAAGCGACCCUGCAUUGAGAGCAUGCGCAAGCAGAUUCAGAAGGAGAUCUUUGCCUCCACCCAAUACCUGGCCAUGGCUGCACACUUCGCCACCGACACCGUGAAUCGUCCCGGAUUCACCGAGCACUUCAUCAAGGCCGCCAAGGAGGAGCGUGAGCACGGAGCUAAACUGGUGGAAUACCUGUCCAUGCGUGGUCAGUUGACCGAUACCGUGAACAACCUAAUCAGUGUGCCGACUGUUGAUGUGCGCAAAUGGUCUGGUCUGUCCGCUCUGGAGGCUGCAUUCAAGCUGGAAACCGAGGUGACCAACUCCAUUCGCGCCCUUAUCAAGACCUGCGAGGGCACUGCCAAGAACGGCGAAGAUAACGACUACCAUCUGGUCGACUAUCUGACUGGCGUUUAUCUGGAGGAGCAGUUGACUGGUCAACGCGAAUUGGCCGGCCAGAUCACCACAUUGGAAAAGAUGAUGUCCGCCCACGGCGAAUUGGGCGAAUUCCUGUUCGACAAGAACAUGUAAGGCGUCUAGCCCCCACGGGAAUCCCCAACUCAUUCUCUAGCAAACUAUUCAUAGUUUUAACUGUGCUCUUUGAAAACUAUUAUUUAAAAUUUACUGUUAUCAGCCGCAGAAAAAAACAACAACAAAAACAAUUCACAUGCAUCAAGUAUUUUGUCAUUUAAUCAUUUUGCCAAACGUAGUCCAUAAUUAAAUCAUUCUGAAAAUGAGAAAUUUUUGCUUUAUUUGUGUUUUCAAAGAUUGGCCAAUAAAUAUUUCAUUCGGAUUGCAUUCAAUUUCAUUCCAAUGCACAGUUAA